ACGUCUCGGUUGGCGAUAAGAGGAGAGGCGAUAAGGGACGAGACAACUACAAGACCAGACGACUGACGACUGACGACAGACGGCAAAUGACCAGGUAAGGUACAGCAGCAAAGCAACCUGGAAAGCAAAGCAGGCCAAAACCCCCAAAACCAACCCCACCAGUCCUGCGAUAAAUUUGGUCCAAACUACCUGCCAGGGCAAAUUGUUCCCUCUCCACUCUUCCCACUGCAAACCUCCAGAGGGCCUUGUGCGCACGACUCUGCUGCUUCACGAUAAAUUCAUCCCAUCCACCUUUACGCCCCAACCGCAACUCACCAUGCCAUGAUUGCCUCCUACUAAGCAAUCUUGCCCGCUCCAACUUGCGCGCCGCCCACGCCAGGUGCGUGAAUUGCCCUGUACACCAUGGACGGAUCCAAUGGAAUGCCCAUUCAUAAUGGGCGUCGAAGCAGCGAUCGCGCAAGUCGCCCUUCAAACGGCCAUGCGCAGAUGUACAGAAGGGACUCCAAUCUCUCCACCACCAGCUUCAUGGAUGAAGUGGAAAUGGCCCAGGACGAGAUGUUCGCAGGCCCAAUGGGCGAGAGUGUGCCGACCAGCGUAUCCUCUUUUGCCCAUCGCAGAGGCCGGGCGGACUCAACAGCAAGCUUCACUUAUUACCAGGAGGACGAGGAUGAGCCUCUCCCACCUUCGGACGAAAGCGCCAUCUUAGACGACGAGUCCGAGCUUCAUUUCGGGGAAGAAGAGGGUUCUACGGAUUUCGAGGCAGACGAGGUUUCAGUCAUGAGGCGGUCCUCUUCUGGGGCACGUUCCCGAACUUCAGUACACGAUCGAUUGCUUAGGAGUGAUAGUGCUCGCACGGAGGGUAGUAUUCUCGGGCGUGGGCACCGGACGAGCCAAAAAAUAUACAUUGUGACGGAAGAUUUGACCAUAGUAGUGGCUGGAUUUCGGACAUCUACAGUGGGGUUUGCCAUAUAUUUCACCAUAUGCCUCCUUACAUUUGGACUUGGAUAUCUAUUGCUUAGAUGGCUCCCGCGGUGGCAAGUGCGUCUUGUUGGAACGCCAUGCCCUUUACGCGACUGUUCAUGGGUUGUCAUUGAAAAUCAAUGGGGUGAAUUUGUAGUUCAGGAUGUUGAGUCCAAGGAUUAUGGCAGGCCACUUUCUACCGUGUUUGGUGCAUCUCAAAGCAAAUACAUCCUGUCAUAUGAUGAAGAUGAUGACCCUAUUAUUGACGAUCUCCGGAUACUCGACUAUAGAUACAUGCGGUUUUCAUUUCAUCCUUUGAAAGACAGAUUCAUGCUUUGCAACAGCUGGAAGGACCCAACCUGGACAGAUGUCAAAGCUAUUCGAGCUGGAAUUGAUGGUGAUGAGAAGGAAAGUCGAGAGCUCGUUUUUGGAAAGAACAUGAUCGAUAUCAAGCAGAAAACCAUUCCGCAGCUGUUGAUGGAUGAGGCAUUCCACCCUUUCUACGUCUUCCAGAUAGCUAGUUUGCUUCUCUGGUCCGUUGAUGAGUAUUAUUACUAUGCAGCCUGCAUUUUCCUAAUCUCUGUUGUGAGCAUAACUACAACACUCAUUGAGACUCGCUCUACGAUGAGAAGACUACGAGAGAUAUCUAAAUUUGAAUGUGACAUCCGUGUGCUGCGAAAUGGCUUUUGGCGAUAUGUUCCAUCAAGCGAGCUCGUUCCAGGAGACGUCUACGAAGUAACAGACCCGGCAUUGACGCAAUUCCCCUGCGACAGCAUUCUACUAGCCGGAGACUGUAUCGUCAAUGAGAGCAUGUUAACUGGUGAAUCUGUCCCUGUAUCAAAAGUGCCAGCUAGUGAUGAAUCACUUGCAGCUCUCAAUUUGGCUGCUACAUCUAUUGCCCCUGAAUUAGCGAGGCAUUUCCUGUUCUGUGGAACGAAGAUCAUCCGGGCCAGACGUCCGCAAGAUGACAAAGACGAUGAGGCGGUCGGACUAGCAAUGACUGUUCGUACUGGAUUCAACACUACUAAAGGCGCCCUUGUUCGAUCUAUGCUUUUUCCUAAACCCUCGGGAUUUAAGUUCUAUAGAGAUUCGUUCCGCUACAUUUCUGUCAUGGGUGGAAUUGCUAUGCUCGGCUUUGUGGCCUCGUUUAUAAACUUCGUUCGGCUAGAGCUCGCGUGGCACUUGAUCAUUGUCAGAGCUCUGGACUUGAUUACGAUUGUUGUACCACCAGCUCUGCCGGCGACUCUGACAAUCGGUACGAAUUUUGCUCUUACGCGGCUCAGAAAAAAGCAGAUUUUCUGCAUCAGCCCUCAGAGAGUCAAUGUCGGAGGUAAACUCGAUAUUAUAUGCUUCGACAAGACAGGAACCCUUACGGAGGAUGGUCUAGACGUCCUAGGGGUCCGCGUUGCACAAAGGCCCGCAAAUCGAUUCAGCGAUAUCCUUUCUAAUGCUCUGUCAUUACUUCCUGGCGCCGCGUAUGAGCGAGAUCCCACCAUUGAAUACGACUCCCACAAAGCCGCACUAUACACCAUGGCCACCUGUCACUCGUUGCGAGUCGUGGAUGGUGAACUCAUGGGGGACCCUCUAGAUUUGAAGAUGUUCGAAUUUACCGGGUGGUCUUUCGAGGAAGGCGAACAGAAAGGCGGCGACGCUGAUGAUGAGGAACAGAGGGGCCUCUCGCCAUCCAUUGCAAGACCACCACCUGGAAUGGAAUAUGAUCUAGACGACAACGAAAACCCUCAGAGUGCAUCAAGAUCACCCAUAGAGCUCGGCAUCUUGAAGUCCUUCGAGUUCGUUUCUCAACUCCGAAGAGCAAGUGUCAUCGUCCGAAAGUUUGGCUCUCCAGGCUGCGAUAUCUAUGUCAAAGGCGCUCCGGAAUGUAUGAAGGAUAUCUGUAAACCCGAAAGCUUUCCAAGCGAUUACGAGGAUCUACUCGCAUACUAUACCCACCGAGGUUUCCGUGUCAUUGCCGUUGCUACCAAGCACAUCAACAAGCUGAACUGGGUUAAGGUACAGAAGAUGAAGCGACAUGAGGCAGAGUCUGGCCUGGACUUUAUCGGGUUCAUUAUCUUCGAGAACAAACUGAAGCCAAGCACAGCAGGCGUUCUCGAUGAGCUUACCGAAGCAGGUAUCAGGAAAGUCAUGUGUACUGGCGACAAUAUCCUGACCGCUAUCAGUGUUGCACGGGAGUGCAACUUGAUAGAUAAAACUGCGCAUUGCUUCGUACCCCAUUUUGCUGAAGGCGACUUCCAAGAUCCCAAAGCUGUUCUGAAGUGGGAAAGUAUAGACAACAACAUAUUUACGCUUGAUGAAAACACCCUCAUUCCAUUGCCACCACCAGCGGAAGGAGAUGCAUCACUUCCAUAUGAUAUUACUAACCUUCGCAAUUAUUCACUGGCAGUCAGCGGGGAUGUCUUCAGGUGGAUAAUUGACUUCGCCUCGCCAGAUGUGCUACAGAGGAUGCUGGUAUGCGGCCAAGUAUUUGCAAGAAUGUCUCCCGAUGAGAAGCACGAGCUGGUGGAGAAGCUUCAGAGCAUAGACUAUUGCUGUGGCUUCUGUGGCGAUGGAGCAAAUGACUGUGGUGCUCUCACAGCAGCCGAUGUUGGCAUUUCACUCUCAGAGGCAGAAGCAUCUGUUGCAGCUCCAUUCACAAGUCGUGUCUUUGACAUUACUUGUGUUCCCGAAGUCAUCAGGGAAGGUCGCGCUGCUCUUGUAACCAGCUUCAGCUGUUUCAAGUAUAUGAGUCUUUACUCGGCCAUUCAAUUCACUUCGGUCAGCUUCCUUUACGCCUCCGCAUCGAAUUUGGGAGACUUCCAGUUUCUUUUCAUCGACCUCCUUUUGAUCCUGCCAAUUGCCAUCUUCAUGGGAUGGACGGGUCCAUUCCCAGUUCUGUGUCAGAAGCGACCGACAGCAAACCUCGUAUCACGCAAGGUCUUAACGCCAUUGCUUGGACAAAUCGUAAUCUGCAUCUUGAUACAAGCAGUUGCAUUUCAGGCAGUUCGACGACAACCAUGGUUCAUCCCUCCCCAUCUUAACAGAGAGAAGUCAAAUGUGGAAAACUCUGAGAACACGACUCUGUUCUUGGUCUCCUGCUAUGAAUACAUUCUCUCUGGAAUUGUCCUUAGUGUAGGACCGCCAUUUCGCCAAUCAAUCUCCCACAACUUGCCAUUCGUCGUUACAAUUGUUGUCGCUUUGCUCUUCUCCUCCUAUCUACUCUUCGAUCCAUCGGCAGGGGUAGCAAAGUUCAUGCAACUGACAAAGAUGGAUUGGGACUUCAAGACUUUCAUCUUGAUUCUAGGAAUUGGGUACGUCGCAAUCGCGUGGACCUCCGAGAACUACAUCUUCCCAAGAUUGGCAAAACAUUUGGGUGCAGUAAAGAUCUUUGUCUCGGGCAAGCCGAAGAAGCGCAAAGCAUACAAGAUCGUGCUAGAAGGAAUGCGUGCUCUUCAAUAGAAAACGAGGUGUCCUGAGGAAGAGGGCAAUACUGUAUAUAUAUCAAAUGCUAUGUAUAAAUAAAGCAACAAAUUAAGCAUUUGA
Messenger RNA from Cadophora gregata, 4497 nucleotides. RefSeq lists its product as uncharacterized. Gene Ontology annotation, biological process: intracellular calcium ion homeostasis. Gene Ontology annotation, molecular function: ATP hydrolysis activity; P-type ion transporter activity; ATPase-coupled monoatomic cation transmembrane transporter activity. NCBI's taxonomy places the organism in Eukaryota, Fungi, Ascomycota, Leotiomycetes, Helotiales, Ploettnerulaceae. The transcript is spliced from 16 exons. The record is from RefSeq and is a predicted model, not a curated record. Gene Ontology annotation, cellular component: membrane. Bases 403 to 4413 code for a protein of 1336 amino acids.